This is a messenger RNA of Lymnaea stagnalis (great pond snail), 5597 nucleotides long. The record is from the annotation of a GenBank genome assembly. Lineage: Eukaryota; Metazoa; Mollusca; Gastropoda; Lymnaeidae.
AUGAUUGAACCCUCCUCCACUACAGACCAACUUUGUGUUGACCAGGAAAUGAUAGUGUGUCAGAACAUUGUCAUUGAAAACAACUGUGGUAAUGAAAUCACUAUGGUAACUAGCCAGUCUGAGGCUCAGUCUGCUCAUGCCUUGCUACAUCUAUCAAAAAUACAAGGUGAAGUGGACACUGUGCAGGUGUCAGAUAUCUUAGCUGCACAUCGCCAGUCUGAGGAAGAUCAGGUUUCUUUAAAAAAAAUUUUUUUAUUGCAUUUUCUGUAUCUAUAAGUUAUCAAAAGAAUAAAUCACAAAGUGAUUACUAAAUCCAUCAUGCUAUUAUAAUGAUUCAUAAUAAUUUUUUUGUAUAAAAUAUGUCUUGCUUUGAUUUUAACUUUGAUAAUUUAAUUCUGGCUAUUUAAUUUUUUUUUUGUAUUGUACAAAACUAAGUCAUGCUAUCUUUUGUACCUCACUGAUUACAAACACACACAUGGGAUUACGCUUUUAGUAUUUUAUGUAGGUUAUUCACAAACGUCCUUGGUAAUCAUGGUCUCAUCAUGACUGCUUUAGCAUUUUUAUUUAAAAAGAAAAGCAUAAGAUGUUUAAAAACUUUUCAUCAGUUGUGUUUAUUUAUCUAUUGUUAUUUACACAUACAAAAUCUUUAUAAAACUCAAUUUUUUGUUCAGAAUGCUGUUUCUGCUGAAGCCUUGUUGCAGCUGUCAUCAGAGCAAAGUUCUGGAACAUAUAUUGUAGAUGACAAUGGAGCUAUGAUUCCCAUUAGUCAAGUCGGGUAUGUACCUUUGCAGGGGGUAUGCAGGGGAUUCUGGUUAUUUCAAAACUGCUCCAAGACUGAUUAACCAACACCCAUGUAAACCAAACAUUUUUAUCACUUGGGAGUUUCAAAUGAGUGGCAUCAAUAAUAGUAUUUUUUUUGUCUUCAUACUAACAUGGUCUUUUAAAUUUAAAAUAUCCACUCUUUUGACAAUAAUAAAUGAAAUGCAGUCAUUUUUACAAUAUUUAUUUUCAAGCUCCUCUACCUUACUAGAGGUUGACGACACAGGGGUUUCAUCUCUUGCCAUUUGCGUUUGUUGGUGUGGAAGGGAGUUUAUAUCACAGGAAGAUCUUGACAGACACAAAAUGGCCCAUAAAUACCAGAACAGUCAAACCAGGUAGAGAAGCUCAUUCAUCUAAAAAUAAAUAUUUUCUUUCUAUUUUUUACCCACUGACUGCAUUUCAUAUGUAUUUUAUAAAUCUCUCAUUUGUUGAUUGAUAGAUUGGGGGUAACAAAAAAACCCAUACAUUUAUUAUCUUUCCUGUGUUUAAAAUUCUUAAUUAUUUCAAAAUUAACAUUGCAGAAUACAUUUUAAAGGAAAGGCUCAACACAAACUUAACCAUUUAUGUCAAAUUUUAAAAAAUAAAAUGUUUUCAAAUAGCAAUUGUAUUUUUCUUACUAUAGAGAAGUUAGUGGCAUACAGAAAUGUGUUUUGUGUUUGGAAAGCUUUGCAACCCCUAGAGACCUGAGGCUCCACCACUCUGAACUCCACCCAGAGGGAACACCUUGGGAGUGCAGUGUUUGUCAUCGCAAGUUCUUGAAGAAAGUUGCACUGAAAGCUCACAUGAGGGUUCAUAAUACAAUUACAAAAUACCAGUGUACCUCGUGCAAAAAGUGAGUACAUUGUUCAGUGAUCAUCAAAUGUAUAGUAUUAAAAAUAUGUUGUAACAGAUUGAAAGAUACAAAUUUUGUAAUAAGAUAACUGAUAUCAAUGAUAAGAAACCUUCCAGGAUAGGACCUUAGGUAGUUGUAGUCUGAGCAUUUUCUCUCCCAAGCAUUUUGUACUUAUAUUAACUAAUGACUGGCUGUUGUCUUACCUGAUACAAUUAAUGGCCCAUAAAUGCCAUAACAAUUAAUCAUUAAUGUGAAUAUUAGUUGUUUUUUUAAAUAGUCUCAACAAAGAUAAGCCUAUUUUUAAUAAAGUGUAUAAUCUUUGAAUAUCUUCCACAGAGUAUUUUUCUAUAAGACAGCACUUAAUCGUCAUUUGAGGAUGCACACGUGUGAAAAACCCUUCAAAUGUACCAUUUGUGGAGAUACUUAUCAGUCUCUUUGGGACUUAAGAAAACACAGGUAAAUAAAUAAUUUAAAAAACCAAAAUAUGUUUAAAAAAUAAUGCUUUAAAGAUUAAAAAAAAAAAUAAAAAAAAUAAAAGUAUCUAACACAUAUUUAUUUUUAACAUUUUUUUUCUUAUUUCACCAAUAGAUUACAGUAAAAAUAUCAGUUAAUUAUCUUUUGCUUUUAAACUGACUGUUGUUUAUGCAGCAACUAUAUGUUAUUGUUUCUUUCGUGUUGUUAUUAUGCUUCAAGCUCAUUUCAUUAGUUUAGUUAAAAUGUUUACAGCAUUAACUUAAGUAUUUUGUGUUUGUUUAGGAUGAACCAUCAGCCAACAAAACUAUAUCCCUGUGACAUUUGCACUAAAGUAUUCAAACAAAAGCAGACCCUAUUUGUCCAUUCUCGUAUACAUACUGGACACAGACCUUAUUCCUGUGAUGUAUGCUGUAGAACAUUUUCAUUGAAAAGUAAGCGGCAUAUUCAAAUAAUAUUGUCCACUUCUUAUGUUAGGCAUUCUAUAAUUUUGCAUGUAGAUUUGAGGUUUUUAUUUCAGUACUCUAUUUUGGAAUUAAGCAGAAUUAAAAUUUUUGUGUAAUUUUGUGUAUGAGUUUAUUGAAAGGUUUUUUGAACUUUUUAACUGUAUUGGAAAAUUAGCAACUUCUCUAAACAAAAUAUAAAAAAUUAUAAAUUUUGAAGAAGACUUAGUUAAAUAUGUCUUUUAAAAAGCUUUGAAGCUCAAAAAGUUAAUUUAUCUGUUUAUUAUACAAUAUUUCAAGCCACAUUAGUUCAGCACCGCCGCAUUCACACAGGAGAGAAGCCAAACGUAUGUAAAAUGUGUCACAGAGCUUUUCGUCAGAACAGCACCUUAAAGGCUCACAUGAGGACUCACACCAACCAGAAGCCUUACAUUUGCCGCUACUGCAAGAUGAGAUUUGCCUACAAGGAUGAGGUCCAAGAACAUGAGCACUUACACGCCCAGAACAAAAACUGGCAGUGCGACAAGUGCGGCAUGUGGUAAGAUUAUCCUGCUAACCAAGGUAUCAUAAUCUAAUUUGUCAGUUAAAAUUGAGAUUUUUACAAGACCUAACCAGCUUACAAAAACUAAUAAAGGGAAAUUUAUCCUAUUUUUUUCAUUACAUUAAUAUUUACUUUUCGAGUAAAAAAAAAAAAAAAAAAAACACACCACCAAAGAAAAAAAAAAAAAAAAAAAAAUUUUAAAAGAACUAACCAACUUAAAAAAACUAAUAAAGGGAAAUUUAUCCUAUUUUUUUUAUUACAUUAAUAUUUUAUUUUCGAGUAAAAAAAAAAAAAAAAAACUCGACGACCAAUGAACUACUAAAUUAAAAUAAAUACUGAAAGUUAUAAAAUUAAUUUUUGUGCCAGUGGCUUGUAAAAUAUUUUUUUUAAAUGACUGCAGCUCAUGGCUUCAAAUUACAAGGUCCUAAAUGAGAUGACGCUUUCUUAUCAAUUAUAUUUUUUCAAAAUCUUAAUAAUUAUUUUAACUUAACAUUGCCUACAGAUGGCUUAUUAUAAAGUCUUAAAUGAAGCUACUAGUAAGAGAUAUCAAAGUAUUGAUUUAAUCUACUUAAACAUUUAUCCCUGUAUGAUUCAUAAAUGUUUCAUAAGUAUAUUGACAGAUUUGUUAGUAAUUUACUUUUGUAUCAUGUAGGUUCAAGAAUCAGUCACUGCUUUCACGUCACAGUCGAGUUCACACCAAUGAACGCCCAUUCCAGUGCUCCACCUGUCACAAAACAUUUGUGCAAUCUGGAUCACUUCAGGCCCACAUGCGAUCUCAUACAAAAGAAAAACCAUAUCAGUGUCGAAUGUGCUCAAAGGUGAUCUUUUUCUAAUAUUGUCUGUAUCAGUGGUUUAUCACUUAGUCAGUAAUUUAGUUCUGAGCUUUAGAUGGGUGCUGGCGAACAUUAAGCUAACUAUGGUUUGUGGGUGCUGGCAGGUACUGGGAUUAGAAAUAGCCAUUAUUGGGUUGAAAUCUGAAUAACACUCCUUGAUCAACAGCAAGCUUAGUAUAAAAAAAGAAAAUACGCAAACAAUAUAAACCAAUUAAAAGGUAGAUUUAUCGCAAUUGAGACUAACAUGGUUUUUGCUAAAUCAGAAGUUUAAAUGUAUAGUUGUAUUUUUUUUUUAAAAAGUUAAAGUUUGUUUACACAAUUUAACUCCAAUAUUAAGGGGUAUAUCUUAUGAGCUAUGAAAAUAUUUGAAGAGUGCAGGGUAGCAGGUUUUAUAUCCGCAUAUUUUUAUGUGUAACUUAUGAUUAUAGUACGGCUUAAAGUUUAGUUUUCUUAAAUGUAUUUUUUUUUUCUAUAGUCAUACUACACUAGUGGGACACUUCUCAUACACAUCCGCAAGGCCCACAAUGUUGAUGCCAAGUCAGUGAGGGAAGUUUUCCCUGUAAUAAAGUAUGUGGAGGACCAAAAAGUGUUCACCAUUCGCAACAAGCUCCUGGUCAAUAAUGAAACCGUUAUAUCAGGUUUGGACCAGGACGUGGACAAGAUGGACAAUGAAGCCACUGUUGGUGAGAUUCUGUGUAAAGAAAAUAUUGUUGUGGAAGAGCUUGUGGAGACCUCGAGUGAAGUUUUAGUGCAAGACGAUCAAAAUCUGCCAGAUAGGACUGUCUCAGGAGAUACCACUAAACCUGUCACUGUGGAUUCUAUACAAGAAGAUCCUGGUGGCUAUGAGCUUCAUGAGGUGGAUGAGAUUGAAUGUGUUGAUGAAACAGUCGUAAGCACAGUUGUUGAUGUUGAUCCAGCGAACAGUCCAGAGAAAAGUCUAGGAAAACGCGGGAAGAGAAAUACUAAAAAGAUGAAAGAUAAUGAAUUAACUGAUGACCUCGAAACGAAGGAGGACGUCAAAAUUAAAGUCGACCAAGAAACUUUCCAUUUCUCGCAUGCAGCCCAGGAUAGGCAAGAAGCAGCACUAGGUCUUGCAGAACUGUCUCUAAUUGGUGGUGAGGGAGCAGUAGUUGAGAAGCCAGCCAAAACCAGGACAUUCUUCAAAGAGGAAGAAGAGGAUGAGAAUGACCCCAAUGUGACAAAAAUUAUUCUGUCUAAAGAGGGAGGUAUCAUGAACAGUCAAGAUCCACAUCAAUGUACAGUCUGUGGCAGGUAUAUGUUCAUUUCCUAUGUAACUUGAAGAAAUUUAAUUUUGUGAACUUCCAAUUUAUUUCUCCAUAUUGGGCUCAUAUCUGAUAUUAUGGGGGCUGCAAUGGCACAUCACGGAAAAGAAAGAAGUUAAGUUUCUAUAGCUGACAUGGAAUUAUGAUAUAAAUAGGUGCCUGUCUUUCUACAUUAAUAAAAUCUUCUUGAUAAAUGUAUUUGUUCACUGCAAAUGAAUGGUUGAAAAGGAUUCUGAUAUGAUUUUUAUUUUAUUUUUAGAAGUGCAUUCACAUUAGGUAUUAUAUGUGCUUGUUUUCCACAGGAUAUUUGGCAGAAAGAGUAUUAUGGUUGAGCAUCUGCGCAUCCACACAGAUGAGAAACCAUAUGUAUGUGAC